Molecule: messenger RNA, 1945 nt
Organism: Onychostoma macrolepis
Lineage: Eukaryota; Metazoa; Chordata; Actinopteri; Cypriniformes; Cyprinidae
Gene: aaas
Product: achalasia, adrenocortical insufficiency, alacrimia
Biological process (GO): nucleocytoplasmic transport
Cellular component (GO): nuclear pore
Molecular function (GO): protein binding
Source: RefSeq, a predicted model, not a curated record
CUGAUGCGUCGAGUCCGCCGCAAAGCUCAUAAGACGAAGAAGAAGAAGACUUUUAUUCUGAAAGCGCGUUUGUAUUCUCCCGCGGUGUUUGUCGGGGCUUCCGUUGGAGGAAGGCGCGCGCGCGGAUCCGAUCAGAAGGAUGUGUUCUCUCGGUGUGUUCCCGGCGCCGGUAACGGCUGCACAGACGCUGUUCGAGCGCAACAACGAGCUUCUGUCAGCGCUUCGUCCCGGAGAACACGUUCAGCCGUGUGAUCUGCCCAGUCCUCAGUUCACCAGAGACACUCUGAAGGGUCACAGUCGUCCAGAGAGCAGCAGUAAAUCAGUGUUCCUGGACCAGAGGGACACGCUGUGGAUGAGGAGCGCUGGAGCCUGGCGUGACGCGGGGCUGUACGGUCUGCUGGAUGAGAUCACUAACAGCGCAGAGGAAGUGCCCAGGUUCCUGGCCGUGGGGUCCGCCUGCGUCCUGGCUCUGCUCAGAUGGGCUUCUUCAUUCCACGGCUCUCUGUUUCCACAUCUGACUUUGAGCCGUGACGAGAUGGUGGCAGAGUUUUCACAGAUGCUGGAUUGGUCUGACAGCGCUCUGAGGAGCUUCGCCUGGCAUCCUCACACUGAUAAGUUUGCUGUAGCUCUGCUGGACGACUCCAUCAAGAUUUACAAAUCUAACAGUUCUCCGACGCCGACGCUGAAGCACCGCUGGCAGAGGUCCGUGUGCGCUCUGCAGUGGAAGCCUCUGUGUGGCUCUGCUCUGGCCGUGGCCUGUCAGUCCUGUCUGCUCAUAUGGCACGUGGACCCCGCCUCCCUCUCCACCAGGCCGUCGUCCGGCUGUGCGCAGGUCUUGUCUCAUCCGGGUCAUUCUCCCAUCACCUCCAUCGCUUGGUCCCCCACCGGCUCGCUGCUCGUGUCCGCAUCUCCCGUCGACACAUCCAUGAUGGUGUGGGAUGUGGCAGCAGAGAGCGGUGUGCCGCUGCAGCGGGUGGGUGGCGGCGGCGUCACGUAUCUCUCAUGGUCUCCAGACGGCAGUCGACUGCUGGCAGCUACUCCAGCCGCUCUGUUUAGGGUGUGGGAGACGCGCAUGUGGACGUGUGAGAGAUGGCCGUGUCUGAAAGGCAGUUGUCAGUCGGCCUGCUGGAGCCCAGACGGUGGCUGUCUGCUGUUGAGUAUGCAGGGAGAGAAGGUCAUAUAUGCGCUCACCUUCUCCGAUCUCACAGGUGGUUCUAAAGCCGCCAGCGUGGUGGCUGAUCUCUCCGAGACCACCUUCCCUGGACCUGAUGGAGACCUCACUGUCGGGGGAGAGGUGUGCUCUCUUUCAUGGGAUCCGAGAGGUGAAAGACUUGCUGUGCUUCUGAGAGGUGAUUCGCAGGCGGUUAAUCACCCGUCGGUCAUAGCCGUCUUCAAAACACGCUCCAGUCCUGUCUUUGAGUUGCUGCCAUGUGGUUUUGUGAUGGGAGCUGGAGCAGAGCCUAGAUUCAUGCAGUUCCAUCCGCACUUCCAGCACGGCGCUCUGCUUACUGUGUGCUGGUCUGACGGUCGCAUCUCUCACGUGCCGUUUUACUUCAGCAGCGCUGGGCUUUUAGGAGGAGACUCGCCGCAGCAAGCCCUCGCCAGCAACUCGACGGAGCAUUCCUCAAACAAACUGUACACUGAACAACUUUCCUGAACACCUUCACUUCCCUCAACCACUGACUUUAACUGCACAGCCCUCAUUCUACUGUCAUAAACGCUUUUACAGCACACUGUGUGGCUUGUAUAUUUGAAGAUAAACAAAUAUAAGUUUUUGCAUUAUUUGGAUUCCACAUAAUGUGGAGUGAUGUUCUGCAGUGAUGCUUGCGUUUUUGCAAAGCAGCACAUGUGGUGCUAAUUUGAAACAUUUAGGAGCUCGUGAAGUACUUUAGUGGUGAAAUGAAAUAAUAGUUUGUUUUUCUUUUAAUAAAGACAUGGGAGGAGA